This is a messenger RNA of Drosophila rhopaloa, 2011 nucleotides long. RefSeq names its product protein bag-of-marbles (gene bam). The record is from RefSeq and is a predicted model, not a curated record. Bases 107 to 1417 code for a protein of 436 amino acids. The transcript has 3 exons. Lineage: Eukaryota; Metazoa; Arthropoda; Insecta; Diptera; Drosophilidae.
CCUCUUUCGUCUUUCAACCCCAGACAGCGUGGCGUCGCGCUCUUUUUCAAACGGUAAAAAAACUUUGAAGGCGGCAGACACUUGAUUCGUAAUUUCGCUUGGAAAGAUGUUCCGUGCACCUUCUUUGGGCCAUUCGGCCAGCGAUGACCAGGAAUUGGACCACAAUUUGAUGGAGCUGCAGAAGAAUCUGUCCUGCAUGCUGGAAUCCAACGAAAAUCUGUCGCAAAUGCCGGCUUCUUCGGUGUCCGAGGAUCCGUUCGAUAUGCCGAGCAGUUCGCCCUGCGUUCUGGCGGAGAUUCAAAAAAACUUCAGGGUGCUCCAACUGGACAAUAAUGCGCCACGCUUCGAGUUCCACGGCUUGGGUUGCAUGCAACAGCUUUCGAAGCGUUCCCGUAAAUCGGGUGGCGGCGGUGAUCCGCCCAAGAAAUCCAGGUCGAGCUGUUUCUACUCCCUGGUUUCCGGCCAGAAGCAGGAGCAACUGCAGCAGGAGAACAUUUGGAACAAGCAUUGCAAACAGGAAGUGACCUCUGUGCAGCACAUUACCAUUGAAAGGCUGCGUUCGAUUGGUCUUUACGGCGAUUGCCUGGAGCACAAUGCCGUAAUGCGUCUGAUGGAUCUGUUCAGGUCCCUGCAUGAUCACCUGACCGCCGAUUUGGGCUUUUCGCGCCAAAACUCAAUGCCCUCGGACUUUCUGUUUGAAAUGCCUGUGAGAAACCCGAUGCCCAAGAGUCUGAAUGUGCGCCACCAGCUUCAGGUGCUCUGCAGCAAAGUGGACAGAUUCCUGGGGCACCAGCGUCGCACACUAGAGACAAAUCGCAACUUCGACUACGACAAGUACACCGAGUGCGACAAGUUGCUUAAGGGAUCGGCCUCCUAUCUGCAGUGCUUCAAUCAUUUCCUAACCACCGAAAUGCGCCACCGACGCGGAAACUUUGUAAACAGUUUUGCCAAAUUUAAUGCCCAGCGCUUGGAGAGCUUGCUGAUCGGUCUGCGCGAGUGGCUCAAGGCCUCACAUCUCAGCGUGCACGUGUUCAAUUGGGAAAUGGAUCUGGAUCACCGGUAUUCGGCGGCCAUGACCGAAAGUCACAGGUCCUUGAACGAGCGGGCCAUUCUGCUGGCCGGUGCAGAGAGAAUGGCGGCAAGGCCCCGUGGACUCAGUGCGGAGGAGAUGCUUAUUGCCAAGAAAUACAAUCUGGAGAACGUGGUUCAAUGUGCCGCCGAGCAGGACGAGUUCCUCACCGCUCUGCUAGCCAAUCCUGAGACCUACUUCCCGCCCAAUGUUGUGGCUAUUUGCGCGCCAUCCAAGGUCGAAGUGGACAUGGAGGAAGAGUGGAUUGAGGAGUACGAGAUUGAAGAGGACGCACCAUCCUCACCGCCAAGACGCAACGAACGAGAGUUUCUACGCUUCAGAAGCUAAAUAGGUUCUGUAAAAAUCGAAGAAAUAAUAGUACCCAAAUGAUAAAAGAAUACCAAAUGCAGAGGCAACUAAAAAUGGGUUCUGACAAAUACUUUACAAACCUAAAAAGGGCAUCUGUGUAAUCCAAAGAGCAAAAAUCAAAACGAAAAAUGUUUGAUGUUAAUAUUUUAACACUUAAAUGUCUAAGUCAAAAAUGAUUUUGCCUCAAAAUGGCAUCCAAUUUCUACGUAUAGCAAUUAGUUUUAGCAUUUGUAAAAUCAAAAAGAAAACGAUUUAGUUAAAGUUUUACAUUUAUUUGUCAAAAAUUGGGUACCAAUUUGUACUAAUAUCAAUUACUUAUACAAGUCUGCAAAUAAUUUGUACACCUCAAUGACCCAAAAUCGAAAUGAAAACGAUUUUUUAUAAAUGUUUUAACAUUUAUUUGUCCAAGCGAACCGUAAAGCUAGUUUAUUUUAAUUGUUAAGUAUUAUAAUAAUCUUUCAGUGCCUGAAUCUAUUUUGCAACUACAUUUAAUUUGUAAGAGGAACUUGCCAGUGAAUUGUUGGCUUUUCGUUUGUAUUUUGAAAGUCAAAUAAAUAUUCACAUAACAGAUAU